Vigna angularis (adzuki bean) is the source of this 810-nucleotide messenger RNA. RefSeq lists its product as uncharacterized. Bases 1 to 810 code for a protein of 269 amino acids. The transcript has a single exon. The record is from RefSeq and is a predicted model, not a curated record. Lineage: Eukaryota; Viridiplantae; Streptophyta; Magnoliopsida; Fabales; Fabaceae.
AUGCAUAUGCUGAAUAUUGCAAGGUUAAAUGAUGAAGUUCAUUUGUACGUGGUUCAUAAUACCAUGGAACCACAGAUAAUAGAAAUGAUUGAUUGGGUUGAUGGUGAUGUUAAUGAUGAAGGUGAUGUUGCAAGACAAGUGGAGGGUGAGGUUCACGGUGAGGUUGAGGGUCAGGUUGAAGUUGGAACAAAAAUAGAGGAGGGUCACUAUGAGGGUCAGGUUGAGGGUCAAGCUGAAGUUGGAACAAAAAUGGAGCAGGGUGAGAGUGAAGUUGCUAAACAGAUUGAACAUGUUGAGGAGGGUGAAGUACAUGAUGUAGAGGAGGUUGUGGUACAUGAUGUAAAUGAUUUUGAGCUAGAAUAUGUAGAAGAGGAUGAGAAUGAGGAUGAUCAUGUAGAUGAGGCUGAGGAUGAGGCUGGAGAUGAUGGUCAGGAUGAGGGUGGAGAUGAUGUUGAGGAUAAGGAUGAGGAUGUAGAUGAUGGUCAUAAGGAAAAUGUACAAGAUGAUGAGGAUGAAGAUGUAGAUGAGUCUAUGAGUGAAGAAAGUCUAGUUGAUGUCACCAUUGAGUGUGACAUUGGUACUUCGAAAGAAAAUGUGAGGGAAGAACAACCUUGCACUCCAGUAGGUGAGUCUUCAAGGACAACUGAUAAUGAUUCCAUGCAUGAUGUUCGUGGCUUGUUUGACAUUGAGUGGGUGUCAGAUGAGUUGGAUAGUGGUCCAGAUAGUGAGGAGGAGGGUGAUUCCAUUCGAAGAACUUUGUUUCCCACAUUUAGCAUGCCUAAAAGUUUGGGGAUUAUAAAUGGGAAGUAG